AAACUCUCACUGACUCACAGGGACUGAGCUCAAGCGCCGCCGGAAAUGUCUGCCACCGUCAGCAAAAUCGAAACCAUCGAAGACUUCGUAAAAGUUCACGGUAUCCUUCUGACUGCCUCGGGAUUGCCGUCUUCGCUUUACCGAAAACUGUUCGAGAAGCUGUCAUCGGAGACAUUCGAUGGCGGCUCCUUCUUCCAAAUCGAGCCCUGCGAGGAAGGACCUCGGAGGAAGCUCGUCCUCACAUCGGAUUCCAUGGCUAAGGAAUCAGACGUCUUUCUCAUCGAUCACGCCUGGACUUUCCGCCUAUCCGAUGCCUAUAAACAGUUGCUGGAAGUGCCUGGAUUGGCGGAGCGAAUGGCUGCGAUUAUGUGCGUGGAUAAUGAUUUGAAUUCCUAUACGGAAGAUAAUGAAGUGAACAAUGAGAAAAAGAGUGUUUUCGAGAUUAUAGAGACUGAACUUGGUGCUGCGAAAGAGAAGGGUAAUGGUCCUGUGAAGUGGCUGGAGCUUGAGGAGCUCGACAUUGACGACGAUACUCUAUUGUCGUUGGAUUUAGCUAGUAAAUGUCCGGAUCUACUUGCUCUUAGUUUGUGUGGAAACAAGAUUGAGAAUAUAGAUGUUGUGGUCCAAGAAGUUACUAAGCUCAAAAACCUAAGAGCUCUCUGGCUCAACAAUAAUCCGGUUGUACUAAAUCGCGGAGAUCAGUUAGCAGAUAAAGUUCUGCAAGAAUUGCCAAAUUUGGAAAUCUAUAAUUCGAAAUUCACUCUUAAUUAUGGUGAAUGGGCAUUGGGGUACUGCGGAGAUGUAUAUGACAAGGAAAAUCCAGGAAGCGGCAGACCUCAAGAUGACCCUCCACUGCAGAGAAUCACCUCUCUUGACCUUUCACUUAGAAGUAUUCACAAUUUGAUCAAUAAGGCAUUUUCACCUCUUCGCUUUCCUUCUCUUUCAUACUUAAAUCUUCGAGGGAACCCAUUGGAACAGAACUCGGACUUACUUCGUGUCUUAAAUGGGUUUCCUUGCCUGCAAUCAUUGGAGGUGGAUAUUCCUGGACCCCUCGGAGAAAGUGCUGUGGAAAUCCUUGAAUGGCUUCCUAAUAUCUCAAUACUGAAUGGUGUUAUGGCAUCAAAAAUACUAGGAGAUGAAAAACAGGUGGUUGAUACAAAGCUACAACCACGUCUUCCUGAAUUUGCUGCUGAUGAGCCUCUUGCUGAUCGUGUUUUGAAUGCAAUGUGGCUAUAUUUAAUGACGUACAGGCUUGCAAAUGAAGAAAAGAUUGAUGAGACCUCUGUCUGGUAUGUGAUGGAUGAGCUAGGUUCAGCUUUGCUUCACAGCGAUGAGCCAAACUUUAGAGUGGCUCCUUUUCUCUUCAUGCCAGAGGGGACACUGGCAUCAGCUGUGAGUUUUUCUAUAUUGUGGCCAACCCAUAAUGUUGAGAAGGGUGAUGAGUGCACCCGUGAUUUUCUCUUUGGCAUUGGGGAAGUUAAACAGCGUUCUGCAAGGCUUACAGCUUGGUUCCAUACGCCAGAGAACUAUUUUAUCCAAAAGUAUAAGAGAUACUGGAAUAAUGUAAAGUCGAAAAGGUUGUCUUUUCCACCUAUACAGCCAUGUCCAACUAGAAGUCUGCUUCGUAAUGAUGGAUCUGCUUUACACGUUUACACGGACUUACCUUAUGUUGAAGAAUUUUUGACCCGUCCUGAGUUUGUGAUCACAACUGAUGUAAAGGAUGCAGAUAUCAUAUGGACAAGUACGCAGGUGGAUGAUGAUAUGAAGAAGGCUACUGGAAUUACAGAGAAUCAAUUCGUAAACCAAUUCCCUUUUGAGGCUUGUCUUGUGAUGAAACACCAUCUGGCAGAUACCAUUAAGAAGGCACAUGGUUCUCCUGAGUGGCUGCAGCCCACUUAUAACCUUGAAACAAAUCUCUCUGAACUUAUUGGGGAUUAUCUUGUGCGCAAGAGAGAAGAGUGUAACAAUCUGUGGAUAUUAAAACCUUGGAACAUGGCACGUACUAUAGACACAACUGUCACUGAUAAUUUAACUGCCAUUAUCAGACUCAUGGAAACUGGACCAAAGAUAUGUCAGAAGUAUAUUGAGAACCCUGCUUUGUUUAAUGGGAAGAAAUUUGAUAUUCGGUAUGUAGUAUUAGUUCGCAGCAUGAAUCCCCUUGAGAUAUUCCUCUCAGAUGUUUUCUGGGUUAGAUUGGCAAACAACCCAUAUUCUCUAGAGAAGCACAGUUUUUUCGAGUACGAGACUCACUUCACUGUCAUGAACUAUCGAGGAAGUUUCAAACACAAGAACACUCCAGAAUUUGUGAAAGAAUUUGAACAAGAACAUAAAGUUAAAUGGUUGGAUAUCCAUGAAAGAGUAAAAGGUAUGAUCCGCUCAGUCUUUGAAGCAGCUGCAUCAGUACAUCCAGAGAUGCAUAGUCCAAAAUCAAGGGCCAUUUAUGGCGUGGAUGUCAUGCUUGACAGUUCUUACCGGCCCAAGUUAUUGGAGGUUACUUACUGUCCCGACUGUACAAGAGCAUGCAACUAUGAUACAGAGGCCAUACUUGGAGGGGGAGGAGUAAUCAAAGGUCGUGACUUUUUCAACGUCGUCUUCGGUUGUCUUUUCUUGAACGAAACCACUCACGUUAGUCAAGUUUAGUCGAGCCUUAUCAUAUUUUCAAAUGUAACGAUUGGGGUGACCUGGAUAUUUUGGAUAUUGAUUUAUGGUGGGGUGGGGUGGGGGAAGUCGGGUUCAAAUGAACUUGUUUAGCGAAUAACAUUCCUUUAUAAUUUUAUCUUU
This is a messenger RNA of Humulus lupulus (European hop), 2781 nucleotides long. RefSeq lists its product as uncharacterized. Gene Ontology annotation, biological process: protein modification process. The record is from RefSeq and is a predicted model, not a curated record. NCBI's taxonomy places the organism in Eukaryota, Viridiplantae, Streptophyta, Magnoliopsida, Rosales, Cannabaceae. The coding region runs from base 46 to 2640 and encodes 864 amino acids. The transcript is spliced from 15 exons.